AUGAGCAACAUUUCUGUGAAAAAUGCAGCUCUCAGAGACAGACUGUGGAACAGUGCGCACCAGGAGCCGUGUUUGGGAUGGAUCCAAGUCUGCUUACUGACCGUCCUGUUUUGGGAGCUGCCCCCAGUUUCUUUGGGCGCAACAGCGGCUGCACCGGACGCAGAACACGAAGGAUUUUGUCCCAACAAGCUGAAUUCCAACCUGUGGGUCGACGCGCAAAGCACCUGCGAGAGAGAAUGCAGCGUGGACGAGGACUGUGCUGACUUUGAGAAAUGCUGCACAAACGUGUGCGGCCUGAACAGCUGUGUGGCUGCACGUUUCUCUGAUGGUACGCCUGCGCAGCCCCAUGUGUCGGAUGAAGGCGAGGGAAGUGUCGCCCCGACCUCCACUGCCACCUGUGAUGGCUUCAUCUGUAGCCAGCAGGGGGCAACCUGUGACAUCUGGGACGGCCAGCCGGUGUGUAAGUGUCAGGACCGAUGUGAGAAAGAGCCCAACUUCACCUGUGCUUCAGACGGCCUCACCUACUUCAACCGCUGCUACAUGGAUGCCGAGGCCUGCAUCCGGGGUAUGACUUUAACUGUGGUCACCUGCCGCUUCUACCUCACCGGACCCCACACCAGCCCGCUGCCCCAGGACACGACGGCUCAUCCAACCCCAACAUCCACCCAGGAGGACCCCAUGCCCCCCACGCUCUACUCCAACCCUCACCAUCAAUCCAUCUACGUCGGUGGCACCGUCAGCUUCCACUGCAAUGUGAUUGGAGUCCCCAGACCGGAUGUAACGUGGGAGAAACAGACUGGACGGCGUGAACGAUUAGUCAUGAGACCCGAUCAGAUGUAUGGCAACGUGGUUGUCACCAACAUCGGACAGCUGGUGAUUUAUAACUCCCAGGUGUGGGACACCGGCAUCUACAGCUGCAUCGCACGGAACGCAGGAGUUCUCCGGGCGGACUACCCUCUGUCCGUUAUUCGCCGAGCAGAAGAUGAUUUCUCUGAAGAUCCUGAGAUGCAUGGGCGACCGUUCUCGCCAGCAGACUCGGCUGAAUUAGACUUGAGAGUGUGCAGCGGCGAGCGGCAUGUGGACUGGUACUUCGACAGCAAGCUGGGUUCCUGUAUGUCCUUCAGCAACAGCGGGUGUGAGGACAGCCGCAACCGCUUUGAGACCUUUGAGGAGUGUCAGGCGUCUUGCCAGCGAGAGGGGACAGGCAUCUGCUCGCUGCCCGCAGUUCAAGGUCCCUGCAAAGUUUGGGAGGCACGCUGGGCCUGGAACUCCCUCGUGAAGCAGUGCCAAGCCUUUGUGUACGGUGGCUGCCAUGGAAAUGCCAACAGUUUCCGUACCAAGAAGGAAUGCGAGGCCAACUGCCCACAACCCAAAAGGAAACCCUGUCAGACCUGCAGAGUGAAGGGGAAGAUGGUUGCUCAGCUUUGCCAGAGUGACUUUGCUAUUGUGGGGCGGUUGACAGAGCUGGUUGAGGACUUGGACUCUGGAUUGGCCCGCUUUAGCUUGGAAGAGGUUCUCAGAGACGAAAAGAUGGGUUUUGACUUUCUUCAACACGAAGACCUGGAGGUGAUGAUCACCAAGAUGGACUGGAGCUGCCCCUGUCCCAACAUCACGUUGGACGACAGCACUCUGCUGGUGAUGGGGACGGUGCAGGACGGCAUGGCUGUCAUCCAGCCAGACAGCUAUGUCAAAGUCAUCACGGACCGCAGGCUGAAGAAGCUGCGUGAGGUUCUGGAAAAAAAGACCUGCGAGUAGAAACCAGCCGUGAUCCCGCAGGCAGCUAAUCCCCGAAAACAAGCAAGCAAUAAUAUUUUAUUUAUGUUACAGGCGGUACUACAUCCCACAUUAGUUUCAUAACUGCUGUUUUUCCAAAUUCACCAAUAAAAAGUUAUAUUAUAAUGUUAAAGAGGUAGCAACAGAAAUACUAACAAGACAAGUUGACUAGCACGGAAAUAUCUUGGAGGCUGAAGAAACAGUUUAGAGGGAAACUCUGGGUUCAUCGUGCAGCACCCACUGCACACGUCAUCACACACCACCAAGAGUGGCUCAAACAAUCAUUUCCCAUCUGUACCUCAAACUAGAAAACGUUGCAGUUAUAUACCAAAUGUUACUGUAUUCCACUGCAUUCCCUGACAAAUCCUCAGGCCAUAUUAUCCAAAUAUUACGGUAAAAAUACGUGGACCCGGGUAACGGUAUUUCUGUGCAGGGCUGGAGAUAAAACAACAACAAAAAAAAAGAGACGAUAUCGAGACUCUCUUCUGAUCUUUUUUUUUUUUUUUUAACUUAAAUCCUGAACACGUGCAAAUGACGAGUGGGAGCCGAUAAACGUGAAGAUUUUUAAUAACUACAGUCACAAUUAUCCAAUAAAAAUCACAGUACAGCUAAUGUGUGAAUAAGAGCGAAAUUGAAAAAGCUUCCAAAAUCACAGUUCUCUCACACUCACACACACACUGCAAAAGUUUUAGACAGGACCAGUUUUGAUCAAAUGGGUUUGAUGAUCAUCUGACUUUAAAAUAUAUGUAAAUUCAGAUUUUCUCAACUGCACAAGCUCAGAAACAAUUAUUACUACUACUACUAAUAAUGAAGUGUUAAAGGAGAAACUUGGUCACAUAUUUUAACUUUAUAGUCUGAACAUUUACCAUGCCUAAGACUUAUGCACAUCAUUGUACAUUUUACAUUUUGAAAUGCACGGACCUUCAUGGCGCUGAUCCUCAUGUCAUCUCAGAUGUCAGAUUAAGUCUUGUCUUUGAUUAAGUCACUCUGGAAUAAUUACACUUUGGAUUAGAGAUACAACAUCUGAAAUAAUUUAACAUUAUUGUUUUUUCUGUUCAACACUAAUCGGUGUAAAUGUUUGGAUUCUCUGUUAUGUACAGUUUGAGUGUUAAAUGUACACUUGUACUUAGGUCUUUGUAACGCACUUCUUAGUUUUACUCUUUAUUAAA
Molecule: messenger RNA, 2942 nt
Organism: Thalassophryne amazonica
Lineage: Eukaryota; Metazoa; Chordata; Actinopteri; Batrachoidiformes; Batrachoididae
Gene: wfikkn1
Product: WAP, follistatin/kazal, immunoglobulin, kunitz and netrin domain containing 1
Cellular component (GO): extracellular region
Molecular function (GO): protein binding; serine-type endopeptidase inhibitor activity
Source: RefSeq, a predicted model, not a curated record